Molecule: messenger RNA, 3188 nt
Organism: Annulohypoxylon truncatum
Lineage: Eukaryota; Fungi; Ascomycota; Sordariomycetes; Xylariales; Hypoxylaceae
Product: TFP11-domain-containing protein
Exons: 2
Coding region: 84-2927 (947 amino acids)
Biological process (GO): spliceosomal complex disassembly
Cellular component (GO): U2-type post-mRNA release spliceosomal complex
Molecular function (GO): nucleic acid binding
Source: RefSeq, a predicted model, not a curated record
CAAUAUCGAUUUUGCACCCUACAAACAUAGAAAUGAAUAACCACUUCUCUUCCUAAGCUUCGCAUGCAAUAAGUGCAAGCAAUAUGUCGUUUGAUCCCAGCAGGAUUUCCAAGGCCGACGCAGCUGCUUAUACUUCUUCAUCGUCCGACGAUGACGAUGACGACGGGUAUCUACAGCCGUCUGUUGAUCCGCGAGCUGACGACUUUGCUGAUCUCAACCCUCGUAAACGAAGACGGACCGGUCGCAACGCGAAAGAAAGUGCUGCCUUAGGAAUAUUCGGCUCCGAAAGCGAAGACGACGGCCCAGGCAGGAAGUGGAAAUCUAAGAAGGACUUGCGCCAUAAGAAUGUAGCAUUCGUUUCGGCUGGGCAGAAAGAUUUGAAUUCGACCCUUGACGACGAUGACGAUGACGAUUACGAAGACGAAGAUGAGCCUAGCAGUCACCCUGGCUUGGGAGCGAAAGACUCGACCUCGAAAGCGCAACGGUUGGAAGAUGAUGAGUAUGGGGAGGACGAAGAUGAAGAAAUGACUGGGUUCGGUCUGGGAUUUGGUGCUUCUGCGCGUAGCCUAGGUUGGGCACCUUCCUCUCGAUCGCAAACAAUGUCAGCCUCUGGGGAUACACCAAGCAAACCGCCAAAGAUUAGGUCUGUGUAUGAUGGAAGUACACCUCUAGGAAAGGGAUUCGUCCCAUCAUCUGCGAACGAACCCGUCUUAAAAGCAAAUAUUGACGAUGGACCGUCUCUGGCAUCUCAGACCCCUAAACCGGGCGCAUCCGGUAAAGGGGGAAAGGCCAAGUCCUUCGCAGCUCGGAUGAUGGAAAAGAUGGGUUAUGUCGAAGGCCAGGGUCUCGGCGCUCAAGGUCAAGGAAGAAACGUCAUUAUCGAGGCGACUCUGCGUCCGCAGGGUGUCGGUCUUGGUGCUGUUAAAGAGAAGUCGCAGCAAGAACGCAAGGAGGAAAAGCGACAGGCACGUAUGCGUGGAGAGGAGGUGGUUGACUCGGACGAGGAGAGAAAAGAAAAACGCGAAAGGAGGAAGAAGGGCAGAGACAGCAUAGCUGGUAGCGGCGCAAGCACUCCAAAGAAGCCUAAGACCAAAUAUCUAACCGUCACCGACAUUCAAAAAGCCGCGCCCGGUCUCCAUAUACCGGACGCAUUUACCCCGAUCCUAGAUCUUACUGGGCGCGAUCAGAAACUCCUGACGUCUGGCUCGGGGUUAUUAACACCCACAACUGGCACCGAAGCGACAGCGCAGACGGAGGCACGCAAGUUGACAAGGCGCGCACAAGGUGACCUUGCGGCAUUUGUUGAAGAAUGGAAGAAUCUCGAGGAUCGGAAAGCAUGGCUCGCCAUGGAAGAAACGCAACGUCAACAGGAGCUCGACGAACUUAAGGAUAGCUUCUCGGUGCUCAGUGUGGUCUCAUCCGUCCUAGAUGGAGUUAGCAAAGCCGCCCAUGAGAGGGACUGGGAUCAUGUCAUAUCGGGGCUCAAGAAAGCCGAAUCUACAAUAUCAACUCGCGGCGACGAAGAGAUCGCGGCGCUCUCAGUGUCUGCCAUUCACCCUUUUCUGAGGGAUGCUAUUCAAGGGUGGCAACCUUUGGACGACCCCAAAUUAGGUAAAUUUGCCUCUGAUCUUUCGGACAUUCGAGGAUUACUGGGUCUCACCAAAGCUCCCAAUGGGACUGCUAUUACAAAGUGGAAUGACACUGAGAUAGAUGGCACACAUCGUCAUCAUAUCAGAUCAACAACACCUUGGGAAAGCAUGAUCUAUCAAAUCAUCUUCCCUAAACUUGUCACAGCCAUUUCCCAGACAUGGGAUGUCCAUGACGCCACGCCUGUCCUGGAAUUCUUUGAGAGGUGGCAACAACUUCUGCCUGAUUUCGUCCGCUUGCAGCUCCUUGAGCAAGUAGCAAGGCGACUCGACGAGGGUAUUAAUAAUUGGAAGCCAAGAAAGAGGCACGAAAACUUGCAUAUAUGGUUAUUUCCUUGGCUUCAGCAUCUCCCGACUCACCAUCUUGAGCCGAAAGGCCCUGGGCUGGUGGGAGAAGUGAGGCGCAAAUAUAGGCAACUGAUCAAUACGUGGGAUUUCUCGAAAGGCGUAGUACCCGGUCUCAAGCAGUGGAAAGACGUAUUCCGCCCGUCCAAGGAACAGGACCAGUGGAAACCUUUAGUCAUGCAUCAUAUCCUCCCAAGCCUUUCUCGAUACCUGCGCAUUAAUUUCCGAGUCGACCCAAGCGAUCAAGAGCCAUAUCUAGAUAUGCUUAACGGGGCGCUUAAAUGGACAGAGGUUAUCUCCACGUCCAUGGUAGGGGAGGUUAUAGCUUCAGAAGUGUUUCCUAUGUGGCACGACGUUCUCUACCAGUGGCUCACCAGCGCAGAUGCCAACUACGAAGAAGUCGGCGCGUGGUUCGAAUGGUGGAAGGAUCAAGCAUUACCAAAUGAGAUAUCGUCUUUGCCGAGUGUCGCGGCCGAGUUCGAAAAGGGUAUGACUAUGAUCGAAGCUGCUCUAGAUCUCGGCAUCGACGCAAAACACCAACUCCCUCGACCGGACGGACAACCUGCCCAUCAACCGAAAUCCAAAUCGCAUAAAUCAAAGGCAGAUAGGAAGCCCGACCUAGCGCCGCCGCCGCAGCAGCAGCGGCCUCUAGAGAAAGAAGAACCUACCUUCCGCGACGAGGUAGAGGAUUGGUGCCAAGAGAACGAUCUCCAGUUUAUCCCGAUUCACAAGGCCAACGAAGAGGGCAAACACUACUUCCGCAUCACAGCACGUAUGGAUGGGAAGGGAGGCGUGUUGGCGUAUUUCAAGGGCGGCGAUAUUUUGGUUGUCGAAUCCCGGAAGACAAAUUUAACAUUGAAGCGAUAUACGAAAGAGGAUUGGGGUCUCCUUCUCGAGCCCCUGUACCAGGAAGUCGAGCAAGGCGGGAGAAGAUGAAAACAUGUGUAUCAAGAAUUACUUCAAAAAGGGGUAAAAGAAGGCACCAGCAGUCAAUAAAGCCACAGAUCAGGAUUUAAUCACUGCUCGUCACCGCUUCGCUAACACGUUGCCCAUAUGGUCACAACCUGAAUUGGAUUUAUCAAGCUAAAUAGUAUUGCGGUUGUCUCUUGGAACCUUACAUGGUCAUCAAUGAAAUUGAGGGAAGGGAUCAUGGUCUCUAAACCCGCCGCCUACUCUUUCCGACAGACAUAUUGCUAC